Adineta ricciae is the source of this 666-nucleotide messenger RNA. NCBI's taxonomy places the organism in Eukaryota, Metazoa, Rotifera, Eurotatoria, Adinetida, Adinetidae. The record is from the annotation of a GenBank genome assembly.
AUGAGAUCCAUUCUGUGUUACGGUGAUUCGAACACAUGGGGUUUUGUUCCAGGUACAUUUGGCACUCGAGAACGUUUUGAUCGAAACACACGAUGGACCGGUCGUUUACAGCAAUUACUCGGUUUAACUGAUUUCUAUGUUAUCGAAGAAGGUCUCAACGGUCGAACAACUAAUUUAGAUUAUGGAGAUAAACCCGACGGACGACGUGGAACGGAGUUUUUGUCUCCGAUCCUAUACACACACUCUCCGCUCGAUCUUGUUAUUGUUAUGCUUGGAGUAAACGAUUUAAAAAAAGAAUUCAAUCAUCGAACAAGCCAACACAUUACGCAAGGCAUCAAAGAAAUCAUCGAUAUCAUUCGUUCAACUAACUUUGGACCAAAGAUGCAAAAACCACCACCAAUCUUGAUUGUCAGUAUGCCAAAAGUCGUCGAUACGGAUUGUGAUAGUGUGCUAGAGAUGUUUGCACAUGCGAAUGAACGUAUCGAAAACUUAGCUACUGAAUUGAAAACUCUGGUUGACCAAUACGAUGAUGAUGUGUUUUUCGUUGAUGCGUCACCACAUAUUCAACUGAGUCCAGUGGAUGGAAUUCAUUUUGAUAAAAGGGCUCAUGAGCAGUUUGCUUUAUUGAUGAAUGAUACGAUUCGAAAGAUUUUUAAUUUAGCUUAG